ACUAUAUCAACUUUCGUAAAGAGUGCGUGCGGGAUGAAUAUGUUUCCUUUUUCAUCGAUAAUUUCUCUUCAUAUCGAUUAAUUUACGUUUUACCAACACAUCAUUAUUAAACAACAUGCAGAAAACAAAUCGCCAUAAAAUAAGUGAAGAGGAACUUCUUAAGGUUAUUCAAAAGAAAAGAGAAUGCAAUUCAAAAGCGCAAGCCAUAGUAGAGUCCCUCUUGGAACGAAAUAUUGACAAGAAUUAUUUCUUGAUGCAUUUGAAAGAUAUCAAUCAGAGCCACUAUGAUGAUGUUGUAGACGAACGGCACAUUCUUCUGUUAUGUGGUUAUCCUCUAUGUCGAAAUAUAUUAGAAAACAUACCGUCUAAGAAGUAUCAAAUAUCAACAGCUAUAAAUAAGGUUUACGAUAUAACGGAUCGUAAAAAAUACUGCAGCUCUCGAUGCUUUAAGGCUUCCGAAUAUAUAAAAUCCCAAAUAUUAGUUAGUCCUCUUUGGCUGCGACAAAACGAAGUUAUUCCGCAGUUUAAAUUAUUAGAAGAAAUAAUUUAAUUAACUAAUAUAUUUAUCAUUUAAAAAAUGAUUUUAAAUUCAUGCCUUUAACUGAAUAUUUAGUAUAAUGUACUUUAAAUGAAAGUUAUUAUGGUAGCAUAACUUCGUAAGCAGUGCAACAACCAGAAUUUUACAUGUUUAUUGCUAUGGAAGCAGUCUAUGGAACGGAAACAACUCUUUUUAUGUUUCUAGAGCGACCACCAUAAAGUUAAAAAAAUUUCAAAAUAAAUGUAUCUUCACUAAUUAA
Molecule: messenger RNA, 797 nt
Organism: Ceratitis capitata (Mediterranean fruit fly)
Lineage: Eukaryota; Metazoa; Arthropoda; Insecta; Diptera; Tephritidae
Product: putative RNA polymerase II subunit B1 CTD phosphatase RPAP2 homolog
Exons: 4
Coding region: 116-550 (144 amino acids)
Cellular component (GO): nucleus; cytoplasm
Molecular function (GO): RNA polymerase core enzyme binding; RNA polymerase II CTD heptapeptide repeat phosphatase activity
Source: RefSeq, a predicted model, not a curated record